UGAUUGCAGUGGUGUAUCACACACAGUUAAAUUCUUUGGGCAAGACCUGCUGCUACAAGCACUAAGGGACUUCAUUUCUUCUCCUUGCAGUGAUGCAAAACUGUACCAGACACCUUCACCUGCGAACUCAUGAAAGAUGCAGUUUUGGAGAAAAGCAUAGUGUCCCACAGAGGAGCUGGAGAGGCUUGUGGUGCUGAUGUGCUCUGGCACCUGACGUGUGCCAGCAGUCUUCUCAUCAAGGGGACCUGGACGUCAUUGUCACCAUAGAGACAGAAAUGAGGAUUCAGUUUCAAAGGGUGAAGAGAAGCUGGCAAUUAGGAAGGAGAAAGCGUUUUCUGCUGCAGGUCUGAGAAAGGGCAGGCUGGCAUGGAGAAAGAGAAGUUCCAGCAGAAGGCUCUGAAGCAAACUAAGCAGAAGAAAUCCAAGUCGGCUGAAUUUCUGAUGGUAAAAGAAGAGAAAGCAGCAAUAGAAGGCAUUGAAAAUCCAGCUUUUAACAUCAGCAGCACAGAUCUUUCAGCAUAUCAGCCUUCAAAAGAGAAAGUUACUACACAUGACAAGCCAGAUAGCACCCUUGCUGCUCACCAACAAAAACUCAGGCUACAAGCCCAUGCUGAACCAAGAGGAAAUGAAUACAGCAGAAAUUACUUUGACCUGUUGAUGGAUGAGGAAAUAAACCCAAGGCAGUGUGGGAUGGAGGUCAGUGAAGAAGAUCCUGUGAAAUUUGAUGAGCAAAUCCUCUAUGGUAAAUUGAUGAAGCUUCUAGAUGAAGAAAACAUAACGCUGGACUUACAAGCCAGUGUUGCCAGUGAGGAUUUUCCAGACUCCGUGAUGCCUGUCAGCUCCAGUAAAGCACAUGACCUUCACAGGGAGCUUGAAGAUGAAGAGAUUCCUUCAUAUAUCGAACAGUUUGAGAGAGAUGUUCAGGAUGACAUAAUUCUGCUUGGCAGCUUUUCGCUGGAACAGUUUUUUCCUUUUUUUUUUUUUCUUUUUGGCAUAUUGGUCUCAAAGCACCACAAGGAGGUCUCUCACCAGGAGAAACAAAAGUUGAGAGCCAGGAUUCAUGAACUCUGUCAAAGAGUGGGAAGUCAGCUGUUGAAAGCAGAGGGGAAUGAAAGUGAAGAAGAAAUGGCAGCCAGCUUUGGUAACCUUGCAGUUCUGAAUGCUGGAUUAAAUGUAGCAACAGGACCUUGCAAGAAGGUUGACUGCUCCAAGACACCACAGCUGAUAGAAAUUCACGUCAAAUGCCUGAGGGGAGUCAAAGAUAAGGUCCCUAGAGGCCACUAUACCCUCAAAGUUUCUGUUCUCAGCCGCUUAGGUGGUGGCUUGCUGGAGUGGCCCAAAAUGAAGGAGCAGCCUCAGGCCAGGACAACGCUGCCUGUUAGUCACGAUGGAAACUUCUACAGCACUGAAAUCUACUUCGAGCAAAGUAUCCAGACAGUUCUACCACCUACAAAAGCUGUGAAGCCAGGCAUGGUCCUCCUUUUUGAGCUCUUCCUUCUUCGUGGGACGCAUACUUGGAUUGAUCGGGAAGUGGGAUGGGGAGCUUUCCCUGUGUGUGACAACAAUUUUAAUACUUUGGAGGGAAAAUUUAAGUGUCCCUUCCUUAGGGGCCAUUACGACUCCAAAAUUGACCGAUUCAAGAAAAUUGAAAAUUUAAUUUCUCAAGACUUGGAUCACUGGUUAUGCAAUCUCUAUUUCCAGAUAAUUAAACUACCACAGGAUUCAGAUGAGCGAAGUAAGUGUGGUAUGCAUCUUAAUCUCCCGCCUGAACAUGUUAUGUAUUCAAGCACUGCUGAAAAGAAUGGUGUCUCAGAGAAUGUUGAACAGCCUGGACUGCAAGGUGAUGGAUUCAAACUUUCAUGUUUUUAUCCAGGCUUUCAUUGGGGCAACCCAUAGUUUCAUUCCAGUGUUGGCUUGUCGUUAUUGUCUUGUUAAACUAGAUUUUCCUCAUUCACAUAUUGGUCCAAUAUGUAUUAUAGCAGGAAUAUUGUGAUUUUUUUUUUUUUUAAUUAAGAUUGCUUAACUUCAUUUUCAGUUGUGAGCAAUUUAAACCAGCCUCAUUGCUGAGGAUGAAACUUUCUGUUCUGGCCUC
Pezoporus occidentalis (night parrot) is the source of this 2092-nucleotide messenger RNA. RefSeq lists its product as uncharacterized. Bases 367 to 1896 code for a protein of 509 amino acids. The record is from RefSeq and is a predicted model, not a curated record. NCBI's taxonomy places the organism in Eukaryota, Metazoa, Chordata, Aves, Psittaciformes, Psittacidae. The transcript has 13 exons.